Australozyma saopauloensis is the source of this 4938-nucleotide messenger RNA. It is a transcript of the gene RPA190, whose product is annotated as DNA-directed RNA polymerase I core subunit. Gene Ontology annotation, cellular component: RNA polymerase I complex. The record is from RefSeq and is a predicted model, not a curated record. NCBI's taxonomy places the organism in Eukaryota, Fungi, Ascomycota, Pichiomycetes, Serinales, Metschnikowiaceae. The coding region runs from base 1 to 4938 and encodes 1645 amino acids. Gene Ontology annotation, molecular function: DNA binding. Gene Ontology annotation, biological process: DNA-templated transcription. The transcript has a single exon.
AUGGAUAUCGCUAAACCGGUUGGGUCGGAGAUCACCUCCGUCGACUUCGGUGUCUUGUCCACCGAGGAGGUCCGCCGUUUGUCUGCCAAGCAGAUCACAAACCCCAUUGUCUUUGACAACUUGGGACAUACCGUUAACAACGGUCUCUACGAUUUGGCCUUGGGUGCCUUUCUCCGGAACCUAUGUACCACAUGUGGAUUGGACGAGAGACUGUGUCCCGGUCACCAGGGUCACAUUGAGUUGCCAGUGCCAGUGUUCAACCCGCUCUUCUUCAAUCAGAUGUUCACCUUCUUGAGAGCGCUGUGUCUAUACUGUCACCAUUUGCGUCUCGCAGAGAACGAGAUUCAUCAAUUCGUGUGCCAGUUGCGUUUGAUCCAGUAUGGUCUCUUGUUGGAGUGCCAGGAAUUGGAGAGCAUCUUCGCCAGAGACUCUGACGAUGGAGAUGACGUCAGCGCUGGCGAUGCGUCCAGCAGCAUGGAUUCCGAUGCCAAGCGUAAAAUCAGAGAGAAACGCGAGCAGUAUGUCAAUGAAUGCAUUGCCAAGGCCCUCGAUGAAGGUAGAACCACCGUCAAUGGUCUUGUCACUGAGACUGUGGGUGAGGAGAGAAAGAACACCAUCCACGAGUUUUACAGACGUAUUCUCAUGAAGAAGAGAUGUGAGAGCUGUGGCAUGUACUCUCCCUCGUUCAGAAAGGAUGGGUAUGCCAAGAUCUUCGAGAACGAGUUGCCCGAAAAACAGAAGUCUGUCAACAGAAUGAAGGGCUUGAGCCGGCCCGACAUGCUCAAAAGCUCUGCCGGAUCUUCGUCUUCUCAGACCACCAAGAUGCCCACCAUCAAGCUGUACUCGGGCUCCAAAUACAUCUUGUCCACCGAGAUCAGAAACAUUUUGCGCGCUGUGUUCGUCAAUGAGCAAGAACUCUUGCAGAAACUAUUCCACGCCAGACCACUAAAUACUGCUCCUGUUACGGCCGACAUGUUCUUCAUCCAAGCCUUGAUUGUGCCCCCUACUCGUUUCAGAUUGCCCUCUAAGUUGGGAGAUGAAAUUCAUGAGAAUGCCCAAAAUGAGCUUUUGUCCAACGUCUUGAAGACCACUCUUCUCAUCAAGGACUUGAACGAUAGAAUCUCGGGAUUCUUCUCUAAAGACAAGCAGUCCAGUGUGGAAGAACGUAAGAUUCUCUUCAACCGUUUGAUGAACUCGUUCGUCACCAUCCAAAACGAUGUCAAUGCCUUUAUCGACUCCACUAAGAACCAAAACGCCCCAGCUGGUAAAGUGCCAAACCCUGGUAUCAAGCAGGCUUUGGAGAAGAAGGAGGGUUUGUUCAGAAAGCACAUGAUGGGUAAAAGAGUCAACUACGCCGCCCGUUCGGUCAUUUCCCCAGAUCCAAACUUGGAAACAAAUGAAAUCGGUGUUCCUCCAGUGUUCGCUGUCAAAUUGACAUACCCUGAGCCCGUCACCCCUAAUAAUGUGGCCGAGUUGAGAAAAGCUAUCAUCAACGGUCCAGACGUAUGGCCAGGUGCAAUCCAGGUUCAAAAUGAAGACGGAUCCAUGAUUUCCUUGAUUGGAAUGGCACUCGAGCAGCGUAAAGCUGUUGCUAACCAAUUGAUGACGCCGUCCGGCAACGGCUCCGAAGCCAUCAACAAAAAAGUUUAUAGACACAUCAAAAACAAGGACGUUGUCAUCAUGAACCGUCAACCAACCUUGCAUAAAGCUUCCAUGAUGGGUCACAAGGUCAGAGUUCUUCCUGGUGAAAAGACCCUUCGUUUGCACUACGCCAACACUGGUGCUUACAAUGCCGAUUUCGAUGGUGACGAGAUGAACAUGCAUUUCCCACAGAACGAAAACGCAAAGUCCGAGGCUCUCAAUUUGGCCAACACCGACUCGCAAUACUUGACUCCAACAUCCGGUUCUCCUUUGAGAGGUUUAAUUCAGGAUCACAUUUCUGCCGGUGUCUGGUUGACCAGCAAAGAUACCUUUUUCACCCGUGAAGAGUAUCAACAACUCAUAUAUGGAUGUAUCCGUCCAGAAGAUGGUCACACCAACGGCCACAGCCGUAUCCUCACAGUUCCUCCCACCGUGUUCAAGCCUGAGCAGCUCUGGACUGGUAAGCAAGUCAUUACCACGAUCUUGUUGAACAUCAAGCCACGGGACGUUCCUGGUAUUAACUUGGUCUCCAAGAACAAGGUCAAGGACGACUACUGGGGCAAGGGAUCUAAAGAGAACGAGGUCCUCUUCAAGAACGGUGAAUUGUUGUGUGGUAUCUUGGAUAAAUCGCAGUACGGUGCUUCUCAAUACGGUAUCGUUCACUCUUUGCAUGAAGUCUAUGGCCCUGACACUGCUGGUAAGGCCCUCUCUGUUCUUGGUAGACUCUUCACUAACUACACAAUGCAAAAGGCCUUCACGUGUGGUAUGGAUGACUUGCGUUUGACUGAAGAGGGAAACAAAUGGAGACUGGACAUCUUGAAGAAGUCUGUUGACAUUGGUAGAGUGGCCGCUUGUGAGGUCACCAACUUGGAGUCCGAUGUCUCUUCCGACAACAAGGAGUUGCUCAAGCGUUUGGAGGAGAUUUUGAGAGAUGACAACAAGCUUGGUAUCUUGGAUGCCAUUACCCAAUCCAAGGUCAAUGCCAUCACCUCUCAAGUCGUCUCCAAGUGUGUUCCUGACGGUACCAUGAAGAAGUUCCCUUACAACAGUAUGCAAGCUAUGGCUUUGUCUGGUGCUAAGGGUUCCGCUGUCAACGUCUCUCAAAUUAUGUGUUUGUUGGGACAACAAGCAUUGGAAGGUAGAAGAGUGCCUGUUAUGGUCAGUGGUAAGACCUUGCCAUCUUUCAAGCCAUUCGACACUGAUGCUCGUGCUGGUGGUUACAUUAAGGGCCGUUUCUACUCCGGUAUCAGACCUCAAGAGUACUAUUUCCAUUGUAUGGCAGGUAGAGAGGGUUUGAUUGAUACCGCUGUCAAGACUUCUAGAUCUGGUUACUUGCAACGUUGUUUGACCAAGCAAUUGGAGGGUAUUCACAUCGCAUACGAUAACUCUGUCAGAGAUUGUGACGGAUCCAUGGUGCAACUCUUGUACGGUGGUGAUGCCAUUGACACCACUAAACAGUCGCACAUGAACCAGUUCAAAUUCUGUCUCGACAACUACGACGCCUUGUUGUCCAAGUACAACCCUGGUGACUUGGCUCAACACUUGGACACUGAGACUGCUUUGUCGUAUGCUAAGAAGUCGAAGAAGCACAUGAAGAAACAAAAGGACCAACCUCAUUUCUCUCAGUCCUCCAAGUACGACCCGGUUUUGUCUGUCUACAACCCAGCCAAAUACUUGGGAUCUGUGUCUGAGAAGUUUCUGGAGCAACUUGACGACUUCGUCAAGAAGGAGGAGGGCUUGUUCGCUAAGCACUCCACCGAUGGUGUCACUGAGCGCAAGUUCCGUGCUCUUAUGCAAUUGAAGUAUAUGAGAUCUCUUGUGAACCCUGGUGAGGCUGUUGGUAUCAUUGCUGCCCAAUCCAUUGGUGAGCCAUCUACACAAAUGACGUUGAACACUUUCCAUUUUGCUGGUCACGGUGCUGCUAACGUCACCUUGGGUAUCCCAAGAAUGAGAGAAAUCAUUAUGACUGCUUCUGCUGCCAUUAAGACUCCUCAAAUGUCUCUUCCACUUUUGCCUGACGUCACAAAGGAAAUGGCCGAUUUCUUCUGUAAAUCUGUUGGUCGUGUCUGUCUUGCUGAGUUUAUUGAUGAUGUUGUGGUCACUGAAACUUCUGGUUACGCCGCUGACAACGAAGCUUCGGUCAGAUCUUACAAGGUCCGUUUCAACUUCUACACCCGUAAGGAGUACGAGGAAGAGUACGAUAUCUCACAAGAUCAAUUGGAGAACUCCAUCUCUCACACCUUCUUGACAAAAUUGGAGCAGGCACUUGUUAAGGAAAUGAAGAAGCUGCGUAAAGCAACUUCUGUUCCUGUGAUUGGUAAGGCAGUUCCUCGUUCUCAGACCGAGGCCGCUAUGGCAAUCAGCAAAAACAUCGAAGGCGAGGAAGAAGAGAACGCUGAAGAUGACAAGAUGAAGGCCCAGGGCAAGCAGGCAGUGUCCUACGAUGGUCCAGACGACGAGGAUCUCGAGAACAUGAGAAAGGCCGAGGAGACUUCUGAUGAGGAGAUGGAGGAUGCCGACGCCGAGCUGGAUUCGGAGGAGUCUGAGGACCUGAGCGAAGAGGAGGAUGAUGAUGAGAACUUGGUGGCUACUGAAGCCAAAGAGACCAAGAAGAAGGCUCCAAAGGUCUUGUCCAAGAGUGCCAAGGAGAGACAGUCCAACAUUGUUUCCCAACACCACUUCCUCAGAAAGUACGAAUUUGAUGAUGAAAACGGUGAGUGGUGUGAGUUUGAGCUCGAGCUUCUUGGUGUUCAGAAACUUUUGAUGGUCAACAUCAUUGAGGACCUUUGUAGACAAUUCGUUGUCCGUGAGAUCAAGAACAUCGGUAGAUGUGUUCGCACCGAGAACAGCCGUAACUUGACCACCGAGGGUGUGAACUUCAAGGCCAUGUGGGACCAAGACGACUUCCUUGAGGUCAACGGAAUCACCUCCAACGAUAUCAGUGCUGUUUUGCACACUUACGGUGUCGAGGCUGCCAGAAACACAAUUGUUAACGAAAUCAACAAUGUGUUCUCCACAUACGCCAUUGCUGUCUCCAGCCGUCAUUUGGACUUGAUUGCCGAUAUGAUGACCAGAGAGGGUACCUACCUUGCCUUUAACAGACAGGGUAUUGACUCGUCUACAUCUGCAUUCAAGAAGAUGUCUUACGAGACCACAUGUCAGUUCUUGACCAAGGCUGUUCUCGACGGAGAGAGAGAGGAUUUGGACUCGCCUUCUGCCAGAAUCGUGUUGGGUAAGUUGAAUGGCGUCGGAACAGGCUCGUUCGAUGUCAUGACCAAACUUCCUACUUCUGCUUAA